Molecule: messenger RNA, 573 nt
Organism: Aspergillus candidus
Lineage: Eukaryota; Fungi; Ascomycota; Eurotiomycetes; Eurotiales; Aspergillaceae
Exons: 2
Coding region: 1-573 (190 amino acids)
Source: RefSeq, a predicted model, not a curated record
AUGGGUUGGGACAUCGCAACAGUCAACGAAGAAAGGCUAAUCGACCUCUGCCACAAGGCCGAGAAGGAAAUCGGCGCGACCAGAGGACUUACAGAAGGAGAUCAAGUCAUCCAGCUUUCCGACCACAUCGCAGUCAAGUACGGCUACGGCGUAAUAGCCGUCGAAGUAGCUACCCAAGAGCUCUACGUGCCAGGUCAGAACCUGGCAGACGUUGAUCUAGAAACCCGCAAAGACAUCCUGCCACGUAUUGCAAAGAUAGCAGUACACCUGGGCCAGAUCCAAGCAGGCCACCAGAGGGCACCUGGCCCCGUCGGCGGCGGCGAACCGCGUGGAUAUCUAUGGGGCGAUGAUGGCGCGAACACCGUAUAUAACUCUGCCUCGGACUUGAAUACAUACAUGAAUAAACGUCUGAAGCUACGCAAUGAUUCGAUCGAUCUAGCGCCCCAUCCCCUCGUGCUCUGCCAUCUGGACCUCUGUCGAAGGAACUUCAUCCUCAAGGAUGAUGGUGUCUCUUUUGUCUUGUUAACUGGGGAUCGGCUGGCUUUUAUCCCCGCUUCUUUGAGAUCGUUAUGA